Scomber japonicus (chub mackerel) is the source of this 1457-nucleotide messenger RNA. It is a transcript of the gene rilpl1, whose product is annotated as Rab interacting lysosomal protein-like 1. Lineage: Eukaryota; Metazoa; Chordata; Actinopteri; Scombriformes; Scombridae. The coding region runs from base 260 to 1372 and encodes 370 amino acids. The transcript has 8 exons. Gene Ontology annotation, biological process: cilium assembly. Gene Ontology annotation, molecular function: protein dimerization activity. The record is from RefSeq and is a predicted model, not a curated record. Gene Ontology annotation, cellular component: ciliary basal body; cytoplasm.
UUUACCUCUAAAAAAAAAAAAAAAAAAAUCAAACUACAGCCUGAACUCAGCUGCCCGGAAUGGAUCCGACACACUUACACAGUGUUAAGUUGAUUUAAAGAGGAUCUGAUCACAGGAUUAUAAAGGCCGAGAGCCACACCACAGUAACUUUUGUUCUUCCACAGGGAGCAGAGAGAGAGAGAAAGAGAGAGAGAAGGGGAGAGAGGAAAGGAAAGGAAAGGAAGUUUACUGCGGUGGAGGAAGCAGGGCGGCUGCAGACAUGGAGGACUCCGGGUCGGCCCUGGAGAAAAAUGUGGCGGACCUCACUGUGAUGGAUGUGUACGACAUUGCAGCGGUAGUGGGCCAGGAGUUUGAACGCAUCAUUGAUCAGUAUGGCUGCGAGGCUUUGUCCAGGCUCAUGCCCAAAGUGGUGCGCGUGUUGGAGAUCCUGGAGGUGAUGGUGAGCCGCAGCUGCAUCAGCCCCGAGACCGAGGAGCUGAGGCUGGAGCUGGACAAGCUGAGGCUGGAGAGGAUAGACCGGCUGGAGAAGGAGAAGAAGCACAGGAAGGAGUUGGAGCUGGUGGAGGACGUAUGGAGAGGAGAAGCUCAGGAUCUCCUCACUCAGAUCGCUCAGCUGCAGGAGGAGAACAAAUCUCUCCUCACCAACAUGUCCAUCAAAGACCCCAUGAGUGAGGAAGACCUGCAGAGGCACGAAGGUAUGACGGAGAGAGAGCGACAGGUGAUGAAGAAGCUCAAAGAAGUGGUGGACAAGCAGAGGGACGAGAUUCGAGCCAAGGACCGAGAACUCACUCUGAAGAACGAAGACAUAGAAGCACUCCAGCAGCAACAGUCUCGCCUCAUGAAGAUCAACCACGACCUCCGCCAUAAGAUCUCCGUGGUGGAGGCUCAGGGCAAAGCGCUCAUCGAACAGAAGGUGGAACUGGAGGCUGGAGCUCAGGCGCGGGGACAGGAAGUCACUGCCCUCAGACAGGAAGUGACACGCUUAAGGGAACGUCUGCAGGGAGACGCGCCGGGCCAGAACAAUGAGGAAGCCCAAGCUCUGCCUCCGUCACCUGCAGAGGAGGCGUUGUGUGAGGAGGAGGCGGGAGGUCUGGACCCGAAGGAUCCGAACAGACCUCGGUUCACCCUGCAGGAGCUGAGAGACGUUCUCCACGAGAGGAACGAGCUCAAGGCCAAAGUGUUCCUGCUGCAGGAGGAGCUGGCUUAUUAUAAAAGUGAGGAGACAGAAGAUGAGAUGGUGACUCCGUCUCCGUCUCCCUCGCCUGAGCUGAGAACUCGCGCCCCGACCGUCUGCUCAGCCGGAGUCGGGAAUCAAACGCCUGAUCUUCACAGCCAUUAUGCCGAUGGUGGCUGCUGGUUUGAUCCCAGAUGACCCCACUUUACAGCCAAUCAGACGUCUCAUAUCGAUAGUUUAGUUUCUUCUCACGUGACAAGCAGCGGGCGUCGCAGAGGAGCGC